Ectocarpus siliculosus is the source of this 1680-nucleotide messenger RNA. The record is from the annotation of a GenBank genome assembly. Lineage: Eukaryota; Phaeophyceae; Ectocarpales; Ectocarpaceae.
AUGCGCUGCGAUUGGGAUCAUGAGGCGCGCUCGAGGCGGAGAGCGGUGGCAAGUCUUCUCGUCUUCGCCAAGGAGCUGGAGAGGGCGGGGCGGAUCUCGAAAGCGAGUAAGGGCCUCCUGAAAGAGAGGCGAGCGAGCAAAUCGCACGAGGAGCUCUUCGAGAUCUGCCCGUUGGAGCAAGCGCACCUCCUUUCUCAGAAGGACACUGAGAACCUGGCAGACGGUUCUGACACCAAGAUUGCCGCACACGGCAUCUACACCGAAACACGCUGCUACGACGGGAAACGUCAAGGCGCGAGCGAUCGGGAGUCUCCUCCUCGGCCUUCGUGUCGAGGGGGCAGUGAGGAGGAGGACGACGACGACAGCGAGGGCGGAGUGGGUAUGGGGGGAGGAGCUGACGUUGAGGAGGAAGAAAUGUGCACACAGGGAAGCGUCGAGGUGGAGGAAGAGGAGGAGGAAGAGGAAGAGGAAGAGGAGGAGGAGGAGCGUUGGCAAGGAAGCAGCGGGUGCGUUCAGGAUGGUAGAAACGAGCCCCGCAACGUCGGCUGCGACGGCGGCAGCACGAACGCACCACGGCACGGGCUGGGGGCGGAGUCGGCGAUGACAGCGGCAGGCAGCAGCCCUGGCGAGAGACGAGACGGAGAACGAGGAGGAGGAGGAGGGUUGAAGUUCUAUGACCUUGGCAGCGGGUCGGGAAAGGCCCUGUUCGCCGCGGUCCUGGCAGUUGACUUUCGCUGCGCGGUAGGGAUAGAAGUCCUAGCCGGCGUUUACCGCGCCUCGACCCGAGUGUUGAAGCGCUACCGCAGGCUGGUGGAGCCGGUGUUUUGCACCCCCGCGGACAUCGAGUUGCGCAAGGGCUCUUUCCUGGACCCCGCGUGCGACUGGUCCGACGGCGACCUGGUGUUCGCCAACUCCACCUGUUUCGCCGAGGACACCCUGCUGGCCAUCGCGAGAAGGGCCGAGCUCCUGCGGCCCGGGGCGCGCGUGGUGACGUUCACGACGGCCCUCAAGACCCUCUGGCUGAGGGUGCUCACGAAGAGGAGGUACCAGAUGUCGUGGGGGCCGGCGACGGUAUUCCUUCACCAGAAACUGAGCCGGGAGGAGUACGCCAGGCGGGUGGCGGCGAAGGAAAAUACCCCUUUCGACGAGGACCAGGGGGUGGUGGCCCGGGCCGAUACCCUUCCCCCGCGCGCCGCCCCCAAAACCAAGACCACUAGGGACAAGCUUAAGCCUUCACCAUCACCAUCAUUGUCAACAGAAGCAGCAGCAGCAGUAGUACCGCCCCCCGUCCCUUUGGCGCCGGCAUGGUCGUUCCCCUCCUCCCUGGCGGCGGGGGGUGCGGGCGAUUGCUUCGGCGCUGCUAGCGACGACGUAGAGCGGAGGGGGGGGCAUCGCGGAGACGGUGGCGGUAUCGAUGACGGGGAAGGGGAGGAGGAGGGGGAGGAGGAAGGAGGAGAGGACAGGUUUUGUAGGGGUUUUGGCGAAGGCCCUGGAGACGGCUGUGAGACGGAGGAGGAGGAGGAGGAGGAGGAGGAGGAGGAGGAGACCGGAAGCAGCGACGGCAGCAGUAGCACCAGUAGGCGUGCGGCAGGAGGAGACGCGGGGGGGCGAGGGGGGCGGGAAGAGGGCGCCCGCCUGGCAUGCUGUUCGUCCUGGCCCCGAAGGCCUUUACACUGCUAG